Molecule: messenger RNA, 1247 nt
Organism: Cutaneotrichosporon oleaginosum
Lineage: Eukaryota; Fungi; Basidiomycota; Tremellomycetes; Trichosporonales; Trichosporonaceae
Cellular component (GO): FAR/SIP/STRIPAK complex
Molecular function (GO): protein serine/threonine phosphatase activity
Source: RefSeq, a predicted model, not a curated record
CGGCCACAGUUGCAUCACCGUGUGCCGCGCGUCCUCAUCUUUAUUCAUCAACUUAUCCUCUCGCCCGCUUUCUCUCUCUAACGUCUCAUCUAUACCCAGGUGCGCGACACCCGACUCCCGCUUCUAGAUUGCUUCGCCUCCUAGAGCUAUCGUCCUCAAAUCCACCCACUUUUGCCUGCCCCACCUCGCCCGAUCGCUGGCCGCUCCUCAUCCCCCGUAAACCCCCUCGCCGCUUCAUGCAUGGCGCCCUUCGACCUCGAUGCGUGCAUCGACCGCUUGCGGGACAAGCAGCUUCUCGGAGAAGCACUGCUGCGCGAGAUCUGCGAAAAGACUAAGGAGGUGCUCAUGCGCGAGAGCAAUGUCGUUCACGUCUCCUCUCCAGUGACUGUCGUCGGCGACAUUCAUGGCCAGUUCCACGACCUCAUCGAGAUCUUCCGCAUUGGUGGUCCAGCACCCAACACCAACUACCUAUUUCUCGGCGAUUAUGUCGACCGCGGGCUACACAGUGUUGAAACAAUCUCGUUGCUCACCUGCCUCAAGUUGCGCUAUCCCGAACGCAUCCAGCUCAUUCGUGGCAACCACGAGUCGCGUGCCGUCACGCAGACGUAUGGGUUCUAUCUCGAGUGCACGCGCAAGUACGGCUCGGCAAAGGUGUGGCAGUACUUCACAGACAUGUUCGACUUCCUCACGCUCAGCGUCGUGAUUGACGACGCAAUCUUCUGCGUACAUGGCGGGCUAAGUCCGAGUAUCCACCACAUCGACCAGAUCAAGGUCAUCGACCGCUUCCGCGAGAUUCCACAUGAAGGGCCAAUGGCGGACUUGGUGUGGUCGGAUCCUGACCCCGGCAAGGAAGACUUUGCCAUCUCGCCGAGAGGAGCAGGGUAUACGUUCGGCAGUUCCAUUGUCAAGAAGUUCCUCACGCUCAACGGGAUGAACCACGUGCUUCGCGCGCACCAGCUCUGCAUGGAGGGUUACAGUGUGCAGUUUGACAACCAGCUGAGUACUGUGUGGAGCGCGCCAAACUACUGCUACCGAUGCGGGAACAUGGCGAGCAUCCUGGAGGUGUCGCCUGGAGGGCAACGGUUCUUCAACGUGUUCGAUGCGGCGCCCGAGAACGAGCGCGACGGGCCAGCGCAGCAACAGCAGCAGGCAAAACCAAUAGAGUACUUCUUAUAGAUGCCACGACCAACCAUGAUAUUACCCAGCAUUGUAGGCUUAUAGGCUUAAUGUACUCAUUGUAAAUAGGC